Ilex paraguariensis (yerba mate) is the source of this 749-nucleotide messenger RNA. The record is from the annotation of a GenBank genome assembly. Lineage: Eukaryota; Viridiplantae; Streptophyta; Magnoliopsida; Aquifoliales; Aquifoliaceae.
AGAGAGAGAGAGAGAGAUGAGGAAGCUAAUUAUAAUUCUAUUACUUACCUCAAUAGUCAUAGCGAUGCCUAUGGUUCUGGGCAUUGCUGAAGGGCCAAAAGCAGUGGAAGAAUGGUUCUCAAAGCUCAACGACCUGACGAAGGAAAAAGUAACCAAACUUCACUUCUACUUCCACGGCAUAGCAAGUGGAAAGAAUUCAACGUCUAUGCCAGUCGUCCUCUCAAAUGCUACCUCUAGUUCAGCUACCCUUUUCGGGGACAUUUUCGUUGCAGAUGACCCCUUGACGGUAGGGCCUGAACUCCAUUCCAAGACGGUGGGUCGAGCCCAAGGGUUGUACAGUGGAGCCGCCCUGGCAGAGGCAGGUCUACUUAUGACCAUGAACUUGGUGUUCACAGAUGGAAUAUACAACGGUAGCACUCUGAGUCUUUUUGGAAGGAACUCGAUAUUAGAUCUGUACCGUGAAAUGUCCAUCGUCGGUGGAACUGGUGUUUUCCGACUAGCUCGUGGAAUAGCUACGGCAAAGACAUUUUCCUUCAGUACCACCACGUUCAAUGCUGUGGUUGAGUACAGCGUCAUGAUCAUUCACUAUUGAUCCAUGGUGGCAUGGCAUGUUUGUUUCCCGGUUUCUUUCAGUGUUUAAAUAUUUCUUGUCUGCUGUUUAUUAUUACUCUAAUGUACGAUGAAUUCCAGUUUGGACUACUGUUUGGAGUUGGAAGCAAAAUAGAUCACCAAAUAACACAAAAACGGAG